GUCUGUUUCUGAAAAUGAUCAAUAGAAAUUUAUUAGCAAAGAUACUAAAUGACAAAACAGUGUUUCUGCUGUCUUCAGGUAAAUGAUCUGGAGUGUGUUUGCAUAUUGAUCAGAUGCUUCAGUGCUCUGAGAGUGUUUAUAGUGCUGUGAGUUUAACACUUCAUCACUGACACACACAACAAUCUUCAUCAACAUGACCUUCAUCAUCAUCUGGACGCUCUUAUACUGCUUUAUACUACAAGGUGAACAGUAUUUAUCCAGAAUAAACCAUUUAAAUUAUAUAAUUUUAACAUAUCUUAAAAAUACGUCAAAUAAUAUAUACUUUAUGGACUAAUAAAUUAUGUUUCAUUAACGUAGUUCAGGAGGAACAAGUCAAAUAACCUACCCAAUCAUUACGUCAUCUUAAUGAUUACGUCAUCUCAACCAGCUGUCAACAAUCUGUAAUCAACGUAUCUACCCAAUCAGCAUGAGUUCAGGCCUGUAUAUAAUCACAGUCAAAACUCACCCAAAGAUCCUCGACAGUUUCCAGAAUAGGUUCGCCUAAAAUGUCGGAAAUCGAACUCUUCCCGUCCGAUGAUGAGUCUCUAUAUUCACAGACUCUUUCGCCGAACCGCGCCAUCCCAAGGAGCAGCCAUGCGCCGCCAGGUGCCGUCGCUGAGUCUCCGACUCCAUUGCGCGGCCGUCAGCCUAUCCGCUCCACUAUCCGUAGUCCAAGGCGGCUAGACCAGCCCUCUCCUCCACCGGUGAGACACACACCUUCUUCCUCAUCGUCAUCAUCAUCAUCAUCAUCAUCCUCCUACUCUAUGGCUCAACCAACCAUUCCUGCAAUCGAGAAAUGGACAGUGCUGGGAUUAAGGCAAGCUCUGAUCAGCGCGGAUGUCCAUUUCUCGAGACGGAUGAAUAAACCCGAGUUAUAUAAAUUAUAUUCAAGCCUGCAGUCAACUUGCGCUCCCUUUAAACCCCUUUCUCCCUCUAAGAAAACGACUUCAAGCAGCAAAGGUAAAAAACCACGUACCUCUCAAACUCAGUCUUCCUCUACAGCAAGACCAGUUCAACGCCGAUCGUCUGGUAAGGGCAGCGGGCCUUCAGCGAGCCUGGGCCGAGCCCCAGAUUCCGCCGCUGCUACGCCGCACCCUCCUCCUUCUACUCAGCCUCUUUCCGCGGGUUUCUCCAGCACCGCCCCCCGUACGGAAUUACCCGCCUCUACCAGUGGUUGUCUUCCCCCUAGCGUGAGGCUGCCUCCGCUAGCGGGGCAGGCUCAACCUGUACUGCUCACUGUCUCGAAUUCUCCUCAACGUUCGUGGCCUGCGGCUCCUGACGUGAGGUUGCCUCCGCAAGAAUCGCAAGCCCGAACAACUUUUCCUUCUCCUUCCCCUCUCGCUAACACUUUUCCCCAGCUGUGGCCUACAGCAGCCCCUAGCGUGAGGAUGCCUCCGUUAGCGGCACAGGCCCAGCCGCUUUAUUCUUUACCUCAACCUUCUCUCUCCUUCCCCGUCGCUUCCCAAGGUCCAGCUACACCGAUGCCCAUUCCUCCAAACGCCAUCGCUUUGGAACCGCCCCCUGUCGCCGGCAAUAUCAGAGCGCAGAUUCUAUCAGUCCCCAACCAAGAGAAAUCAACGAGUUACGUUCCACGGCCAGCUACAAACUCCGACUCAUUCGGAAGAGGCGCAGCUUUUUCCUCCAGACGUCAGCACCCCGAUCCCGAAUUUACCAAAUAUUUGCUGUCUGGUCUCGAACAUGGUUUUGAACCAGGUCUAGAAAGCAUUCCCUCACAAAAUAUGAUUUGUGAUAAUCUUCAAUCUGCUCUUACAGAACCCGACACAGUGGACGAAUUGAUCAAUAAGGAAGUUAAUUCUGGCUUCAUGAUCGGACCUUUUGAUAUUCCUCCUUUCGAACACUUUCGCAUCAGCCCUAUUGGAGUGGCUACAAGGAAAUUCUCCGGUAAAAAACGUUUAAUAAUCGACCUCUCAGCCCCGCACAAUUCUCCGUCUCCAAGCAUAAACAGCCUCAUUCCACUCGAAGAAUUUUCUCUUCAGUACCAUGAUAUUGACCAAGCAAUACUGUUAAUCAAAAACGCCGGUCGUGGUUCUUGGCUCGCCAAAGUCGACAUUACUUCAGCAUUUAAAGUGAUGCCCAUCCACCCAGACUCCUGGCAUUUAUUUGGCGUCCGUUGGCAUGAAAAAUAUUACUUCGCCGUCCGCCUAACCUUCGGCUGCAAAAGCAGCCCCAAGAUUUUUGACAUGCUGUCAGAAGCAAUUUGCUGGAUUCUUUCCAACAACUACGCAAUUCCUUACCUUAUUCACCUGCUCGACGACUUCUUAAUAAUUUCGCCUCCUGAUGCCAUCCCAGCAGCGCAUCUCACUACAGUCCAAAAGGUUUUUUCCGAGCUGGGAGUUCCGAUCGCCCAGGACAAAACCAGUGGCCCAGCCACGUCCAUCGAAUUCCUGGGCAUCAGUCUGGACACCGUCAAAUUCCAGGCCUCUCUACCGAAAGAGAAAAUCGACAGAAUAAUUCUGGUCUCUUCCACGUUGCUAGACAGCCCAAGUUGCUCAAAGCGCGAACUUCUGUCUCUGCUCGGCCACCUAAACUUCGCUAUGCGUAUAAUCCCGCAAGGCCGCCCUUUCAUCUCGCAUCUUCUCUCUCUCGCAUCCUCCGUCGCUGCGUUAGAAGACCAAAUCUCCCUAACUAAUCCAUGCCGUGACGAACUAAAAUUAUGGAUAACCUUCCUUAAACAGUGGAACGGAUUAUCUUUUUUCUAUAAUACGUUGGUGUCCCUUCCAAUCGAUAUUCAGCUCUACACCGACGCAGCUCCCUCCAUUGGCUUUGGGGGAUUUUAUCAAGGCCGUUGGUUCGCAUCUACUUGGCCACCUCAGCUCUUAGAUGCGACGCAUUUCCCAGCCUCUUCAGCGUUGUUUGAACUUUAUCCUCUCGUCGUCGCAGCUUUUCUAUGGGGGAAAGAAUGGUCCACAAACAACAUAAUCGUCUACUGCGACAAUGAAGCAACGGUGCAUUGCAUUAAUAAAACCCGCUCGCAUGCACCAGCUAUGAUGCCACUCCUAAGACGCCUUAUUUGGAUAGCAGCUUGCGAUCAAUUUAUCAUAACAGCUAAGCACGUACCCGGGUCAAAAAAUGAAAUUGCUGACUCUCUCUCACGCUUUGCUUUCCAGAAAUUCAGACAGCUGGCUCCAGAAGCGGACCCCAACCCGACGCCAGUACCUCACUAUUCAGAAUUAAUCUUCCCAUAAACCACUCUAUGAGACCACUGCUUGACGCUUCUCUCAAUUCGAUCUUUGAAGCUUUUUCCCCACGAACCCUCCAAUCAUAUUUAACAGCUUGGAGAUGUUUUAAAACUUUUCAUCUAAUUUUUAACUUGCCGUUCCCAGAUUUCUCUCUGCUCACCAUUACGUCUUUCAUCUCUUACCUCAACACAGCCAAGAGCCUCCAG
Megalobrama amblycephala (Wuchang bream) is the source of this 3445-nucleotide messenger RNA. RefSeq lists its product as uncharacterized. The transcript has 5 exons. Lineage: Eukaryota; Metazoa; Chordata; Actinopteri; Cypriniformes; Xenocyprididae. Bases 546 to 3245 code for a protein of 899 amino acids. The record is from RefSeq and is a predicted model, not a curated record. Gene Ontology annotation, molecular function: nucleic acid binding.